Molecule: messenger RNA, 1092 nt
Organism: Brassicogethes aeneus
Lineage: Eukaryota; Metazoa; Arthropoda; Insecta; Coleoptera; Nitidulidae
Source: the annotation of a GenBank genome assembly
UAAUUUUUACUUACUUUUUGAGAUGCCUGGUCAUGGGAAGCAAGAAAUAACAGAUCCUGUAGAGGAAAUGUUAAAAAAGACAGGCUGUAUCAACCUGCACUACAAAGUCCAGGAGUGUAUAGCGGCAACACAAGACUGGAGAAAAUGCCAGGAUGUCGUAAAUGAUUUCAAAAAGUGCAUGCAAGAACAUCAGCAGCGAAACACAUCAAAUUUAGCCUAAAAAUGGGAAAUUCAGUUAUGAAAACUAUUUUGGUCACUAUUUUAAAAACCUUCACCAACUUUGGUUCCACCAAGAUGGUGUUCAUUUUUCGUACUGAUUUAAAGCCUACAAGAGGCAAAUUAGCUACACAAACAGCAGAUGCAGCAGUUUUAUUGUAUGAAAAGGCUCUUAACAGUGAUAACGAGCAUUUAAAAAGUUGGUUAAGGUUUGGACAGCCCAAAAUAGUGUUGAAAAUUGGUGAUGAGAGCAGUUUAAAGAAUUUGUUUGAAGUGGGCAUGAAAAACAAUUUAAGUUUAGUGAAAGUGAUGGAAGAAAAUCAGUUGGUUGCAGUGGGAAUAGGCCCUAAUUUAACCAAAGAUAUUGAUAAUGUAACCAAAGGUCUCAAGUUGUUAUGAAUUACCUACAUUUUGUUGUGUUAAUGUUUACUUAUUUCCUUUAAAUCAUAUACCUAUCAUUUGUAAUUAAAUUUAUUUUAUGGUGAGGAAAAUAUGAGGAUAAAUAAUAAUGUAUUGUGAUUGUAAUCUUUAUUUUGUUUUAUAAGAAUAUUCAUUUAUUACAACAGUAUUUUAAAUUGAUCGAUGUACUUUUAAAAAUUGACACUAUAAGACACAAACUAGUAAACAACAUUGAACAAAUGUGGUAAACAUCUAAGUCAUAAGUGUUUGUGUUGUUCAGAUACAAAUCACGUAAUAUAAAUGUAAAUUUACACCAAAAGUAUCAGUUUUUUUUUAUAAAAAUGGACAGAUUUUUUUAGAAGGGUAGUAUUUAAAAAAAAAGAUAUCACAACUAUAUCACAAUUAUUAUAAAAUUUAAUUGCUUAUAGUAAAUUUGAGUUACUGUUACUUUUGAUGAUUUAAAAUUAAUAUGUAAUA